GGAAAUGAUCAUUCGCCAUUUUUUUUCUAUCGACGAAAAGUCCGAUGAGUCGGAUGACUGCAAUAAGCAGGAUUAUGUAGGCGAUUCAUUAGUGCAGAAAGGCUUUGUUUAAGGAUCCGAAUUUGACCAAAUCUAUCUCAAUGCGAGUGUUAGAGUCUGAAGCGACACCUUCAUAUACUAUGGGAAAGAACAAGAAGCACAAACUUCGCAAGACCAAGGAGGUGUCGGACUCCUCGGAUGAUGGGCUCGGAGUCCCUCGGUGUAACCACAUCAAUAUGGCAGUGAAUGUAGCAGCCAUGAGGAAAGGGCUGAUGAAGCAGGUGUAUGGGGAAUGUGCUUCUUGUACCAAUGAAACUAGUCGUAAAACCACCUCAGAGGGUGACACUGGUCAGGGGGCAGAGGCCUCCCCCACCCUAGAAGUGGAACCGACUCUGUGGGUGUGUCUACAGUGUGGGAACCAGGGCUGUGAUCGUAACUCGAGAGACAAGCAUGCAUUAAAACAUUACGAGACUCCAAGGUCAAGUUGCCACUGCUUGGUCAUUAAUACCACAUCCUGGACAAUAUGGUGUUACAAGUGUGAUGAUGAAGUGCUGCUAGACCAGAGUAAACGUUUACAGGAGAGUAUUGACGUCAUCAGGAAACAGGCAGGGCUGCCCCAGUCUGAUGUAAUAGGUCGUAAACAGAGUCAAACUGUGAGCUCAUCUAGCAUUGUGGAGCAGGCCUCUAAACCAUCAACGUUGACACCAAGGUCAUCAGGGGUGUGUUCAAAGGUCAAGGGUUUAAGUAAUCUGGGAAAUACAUGUUUCUUCAAUGCAGUCAUGCAGAAUUUAACUCAAACACCAUGCAUGGAAUCAGUGGUAGUUGAGAAAAGUAAGAAGGGACGGUUAAGCACGCUGACCUGUAAAGGGGACAGUGACCUAGAUUCUAGCUCAGGGUCAGAGGAGAGUGAUGAGGAAAUGCCAUUGGACCUUUCUCCAAUAGAGAUAGUUUUAGGAGAAGCUGGACCUCUGACGCAGACCAUGAUUGCAUUUCUGCAGGAGAUGAACAACUCCACCAGUCGAUCUAGCACCGUGAACCCCACCCCCCUCUUCAGUCAGAUAUGUAAAAAAGCCCAACGGUUUCGUGGAUUUCAACAACAGGACAGUCACGAACUUCUCCGUUAUUUGUUGGAUAACAUGAGGAUGGAAGAGAUCAAGAGAGGACAGGCAGGGAUAUUGAAGCACUUCAAGCUACCUGAAAAUGUGAACCCAAAGAAAGUAGAUGAUGAAAUGAAAAUCAAAAUCAAAGAGUAUGGUCGUCAAGUGAAAUACACAUUCAUUGAUUCUCUGUUUGGGGGAUUCUUGAUCAGCACAGUCACUUGUGAGGAAUGUAAAAACAUAUCGCAGAUAUUUGAGCCGUUUUUGGAUCUGUCGUUACCGGUCAUGGAAGAGAAACCCCAGCGACCUAAUCAGAUGAUGGGAGGGCGUAAAAAAGACAGCACAAGCUCUGAACACCAGGAGGAAUCUCUGAUAGAGCACACGGAUCGACCAAGCAAACAUGUAGAGAGGAAAUUAAAGAAACAGGCCAAAAAGGAGGCUAAGAGGAAAGCAAAGAUUGCCAAAAAUCAGAUCUCUCCCUCUGAUGAGCCUAGCUCUAAAUCUGGAGGGGAGGUUGAUCAGGGGGGAGCAGAAAAGGAAGAAGAGGGGGGUUGUAAAGAACAGGAGGAGGAGUCCAGCGACCCCUCAGAUGCUGACGUUGAAGAUAACUUGGAAAGUGAUACCUCGCGAUGUUUUGGUAAACUCGACUUAAAUAAUUCUCAGACUGGGCCUUCAUCCCAGGAAAAACCAGAGGUGGAUCUGACAAGCAGCCAGGGGGUGGAUAGCAUGUCAAGCAACAGUACUGAUACUCUGACCUCAGGAACAAGCACCUCAACAAUCAAACUAGAGGACAUGCCGACUGAAAACAGGAAAGAAAUGACUAAUGCUUCACCUACCAAUCAAAAUCACAGCAAUGGGAAUGACCACAAGUUAUCAGACAGCAGCACAAAACCAACAUUAAAUGGUGAAAGUGAAAACCAUGGUUUGGAAAAUGGCUGUGUUGCUGGUGAAUGCUUUCGUAACAAUUGCGAAGAAAAUGGAGGAUUAGAAAAUGAAGUGGGCUGUAAUAAUGACAUUGACAGCUGUAAUACGGUAAAUGUAGAAUGUGAUUAUGACAUUCCUAAAAUAAAGCACAGAUUGGACAAUGGAAAGGAGGAAACCGUGAUAGAAUGUGAUCGGACUAUGAGUGAAAAUUCACCAUCUCAGAAUGGAACAAAUCGGGUGAACACAGAGGUUACUGUUAAUGGUGAAUCUAUGCACCCCUUCACUACACACAACAACACUUAUGAAGUGACAGCAAAGCUAGGCAACUUAAUUCUAGACGAUUCGUCUUUACUGAGUAAUGGGGACGAUUGUCCAGGGGAGAAGGUGACAGUGGAUUCUACAAGUUGUGGUGGAUCUAACUGUGAGAAAGGGAGUGUUAGCACUCCACCUCUGCAGCAUUCCAAAAAUGAGAAAGAAGUUAAGAAGGAGACCUUAAUGAGGUCAAAGGUCACCUUGGGGUCACGCUAUCAACCGACCUCCAGAGAGUGCACUGUUAUGACAUGUUUACACCAAUUUACCUCAGCUGAGCUUCUGACAGGCAACAACAAGUUUGGAUGUGCUAAAUGUACGCAAAUGAAAUUCAAACAGGGUGUCGUCCGAGAUAAGAAAGAGAGAGUUUAUUCCAACGCAGCAAAGCAGUAUUUAAUUUAUACACCCCCAGCAGUGCUAACUUUACACCUUAAACGAUUCGAACAGGUGGGUUUUAGUUCUCGGAAGGUGAACAGGCAUGUAGAUUUUCCGUUUGUGCUGGAUUUAGCUCCAUACUGCAGUUCUUUGUGUCAGGGAGUAAGGCCAGGUCAGAAGAAAAUUCUGUACGCGUUAUACGGAGUGGUGGAACACAGUGGUCGACUAAAUGCAGGUCAUUAUACGGCGUACGUGAAAGUCCGACCCAACAUCGGCAUCAUAGGGGACUUCCUCAACUCUGCAGCGCCAUCUAUCAAUGAGUGUAUCAAACGCUACUUGGAGCAGCAGAAUAACACUGCCAGUUUGGAGGAACAAGAGGAGACUUUAGUGGACCGCCUGGUACCGCCCGGGAAGUGGUACCACAUCAGCGACAGCCGUGUCAGCGAGACCACAGAAUCCACGGUCCAGCGAGCGCAGGCUUAUCUCUUAUUCUAUGAACGAAUUUAUUAAUGCUAGUUCCGUAAUACCAUUAGUUAGAAAUAUGAAAAAAGUCAUCAAAUAUCUUCAGACUUGUAAUGGAAUAUUUUUUUUUUCAUUGUGUAGUGUUUUAAGAUAAGAGGCAUAUUGUUUUUGGGGGUUGUCUUGUACAAAUGUAAUAUUUUAAACUUGGUCAUAUAAUCUUCAAAUUAUACAAGUUAGAUCUUUUGAACUGAAAGAUGACGAUCAAAGCUUGAUUUUAGAUCAGGGUAAAGUUUAUGUGUCACAGUCAAAUUUGCUACAACAGGACGUAUCUCAGGAGAAUGUAGAAACAGAAUGAAAAAUCGAUGUUCCAUUGACUGAAGUUUAAAUAUGCAUUUCUUUUUGAAUUGUUAAUCUUUAAAGAAUUGUUAUAAGUGCUACAAAACCUUUAUAAUGGUUUUAUGAUUAUAUCAUUAUGAUAAAUUAAGUGUUUGUUGAUGUUGGAUGUGAUCGUGCUUUUAGGUGGAAGGCGUUUAAAUGUUGGUGCAUCAGGUUCGAUACCCCCGUUAUAUACUUACUUAAUUUAUUACACUUACAUGUACUUGUCUGUUGUUGAGCUACAGAGACUAUAGGACAUUAUGAUUAUCACUGUGUAGAGUAGACACACUGUCUGGAUGCAUAUACAGCAUUAAAUCAAGUCUUUCAAGUCUUUUAGCCAAAAAAAAAAGAUGUCUACUUUUGCCUGGUACAUGUUAAAGAUCAUGAAAUAUAUGCACAUUUGUAUGUUUUUGAAAAUGUAGGGAUUAUCGAGGGUCAUUUUGGAAACCAGAUUAUACAGGGAUGUCAUGGACUGAAGGCCUAGUUGUUUUCUGUAAUUUUUACACACCUCUGAAUCUGCAGGACAUGAAGUAACAUCAGAUAUAUAGGCAAUGUUCAUCAGAUAGGCAAAGCUUAAUGUACAGGACGUGUGCAAAAGUGACAUCAGAUAGGCAAGGCUUAAUGUACGGAACCUGUGCAAAAGUGACAUCAGAUAGGGACUGCUUAAUGUACAGGACGUGUGCAAACGUGACAUCAGAUAGGGACUGCUUAAUGUACAGGACGUGUGCAAAUGUGACAUCAGAUAGGGACUGCUUAAUGUACAGGACGUGUGCAAACGUGACAUCAGAUAGGGACUGCUUAAUGUACAGGACCCAGUUGCACGAAAGUUAGUUAACUUUAACUAACAGUUAACUUCCCAUUAACUCUUACAUUUAUAUAGUGUUAACUAAACAUUAACUGUCAGUUAAAAUUAACUAACUUUUGUGCAACUGGUUCCUGGACAUGUGCAAAAGUAGCGACAAAUAGGCAAUUCAAUUCUUGUUUAAUUGAAACUCAAUUUGUUAUCUCCAAGAUGGCUAGAUACUGAAAGUAUUGGAGUUUUUGUUGGCUAUCUUAAUGAAUGUUUUGACAUCGUGAUACGAGUGUGAGUAAAAUUUUAUAACUGUGGUAUAAUAUCCAACAAUGAACUUUAAUCUAUCAGUACUUGUAUAGGUAACAGGGGAGACAAUCAUGGAUACUCUAAUCAAGUAAGCUUAGCAUUUUAUCAUUUGUUUACAAAUAUUCGCUAUUGUUAUGUUUAAUUAAGAUAUGAUGUUAAAACAUCAGUUAUGAAAUAUAUGUUGGAGACCCAAAGUAUGUUGUAUGUAAUAAUUGAUGAAAAGUUGUUUUGCUUUGUAGAUAAAAAUAAUGAAUCUUUUAUCUGUUGACAGAACACAAUGACCAUUUUAUAAAAUUGUUUUGCUACCUUUAUGAGACCUACAGCAUAUGGUACUCCAACAUAUUAUACAUCAUGUUAUUAUGAUUAAAGAAGGAUAUGAAUAAAUUAUUCAUAGAUUAAAA
Ostrea edulis (European flat oyster) is the source of this 5081-nucleotide messenger RNA. RefSeq names its product ubiquitin carboxyl-terminal hydrolase 45-like. The record is from RefSeq and is a predicted model, not a curated record. The transcript has 19 exons. Gene Ontology annotation, molecular function: cysteine-type deubiquitinase activity; zinc ion binding. Bases 141 to 3254 code for a protein of 1037 amino acids. Lineage: Eukaryota; Metazoa; Mollusca; Bivalvia; Ostreida; Ostreidae. Gene Ontology annotation, biological process: protein deubiquitination.